This is a messenger RNA of Nerophis ophidion (straightnose pipefish), 4052 nucleotides long. RefSeq names its product synaptotagmin-4. Lineage: Eukaryota; Metazoa; Chordata; Actinopteri; Syngnathiformes; Syngnathidae. Gene Ontology annotation, biological process: regulation of calcium ion-dependent exocytosis; regulation of dopamine secretion; calcium-ion regulated exocytosis. Gene Ontology annotation, cellular component: synapse; axon. Gene Ontology annotation, molecular function: clathrin binding; phosphatidylserine binding; calcium ion binding. The transcript has 5 exons. The record is from RefSeq and is a predicted model, not a curated record. The coding region runs from base 101 to 1570 and encodes 489 amino acids.
CGGUGCGGGGAGUAAACGCUCAGUGAGCCGCUGCGUGCGCACUAGUGAGCAUGGUGCGCUCACUCUGACUCCUCGCGCUGCACACAAGCCCACCGCCGACAUGUCGCAGUACGUCCUGGCAGUCCACCUGCAGGUCCUGCUGGCCGUGCUCCUGGCCGUCGUCUGCUACUGCCUGGUGCUCGCCGUCCUUCUCUGCUGCCGCCGGAAGAAGGCCCCGCCCUCAGAGGACGCGGAGGAGUCCGGCGCCUUCCCUCGUCUUGGAGAGCGGGUCACCGUGACCUUGACCCCGGCGUUGUGCACCCGGCCCGUCAGGCAGCAGUACGAAGAGCUGGACGGGGACGUGCUGGACUUCACGUCCUCUAAGAGCAGCUCUUCCCCAUCUGAGGACGACCUCAGCGAUCUGCCCUUUGACCCCUGCCCCACCAGGUCUGUCAGUCUCUCCCCCGAGAGUUUGUCCCCACUGCGCCGCCUCAGUUCUCCGGUUUUUCCAUCCGGGUCCCGGGGAAGCUCCAGUCCCAGCCGGGCAUCUAUGCCGUCCCUCACUAAGCUGGUCCCCAAAUCCCGCUGGACCAGGGGUCGGCGCAGCACCGUGAGCGGGGAAACUCUGGCGACCACGCAGCACGGGGCGCCCUCGCCAUCACAGUACGGCUCCACGGCGUCCUCCGUCCCCGCCAAGGCCGCCCGCUUGCUGCACUUCUCCCUGCUCUACUCUGCAUCCGGCACCCUAGUGGUCAAUAUCCUGGGACUGUCAGGGGCCGGGCGGGGGCGCAGCAGCAGGGUGUCGGUGCGGGCCAGCCUCCCGCCCGUCUGCCCCGGGCCUCAGCGGGUGGUCUCCCGACGCCGCAGCCUCAACCCGGAGAUGCAUAGCCAGAGCUUGGUCCUGCAAGUAGGCUCUGUGGACGAGCUGCGGGGGUGCACGCUGAGACUGGACGUCUAUGGCCGCGACUUCUCCGGCCUGAGAGAGGUGGCGCUGGGGGCGGUGGAGCUGCCCUGUCAGCACCUGGACUGGAACCCAGACACCACAGAGACCUGCACCCGCCAGCUCAGCCCACCAAAAACCAAACUCAAGAAGAGCGUGAGCUCGCAGGACACGUCGUCGGGCAGGAAGCCGUCGCUCUGCACGCCGUCGCCAUGGCGACCUUUGGGCCAGCUCCUGGUGCUGCUUCAGUACCAGUCGCCGGCACGCCGCAUCAAGGUGAUGGUACGCAAGGCCCAGAGCCUGGCCAAGCUGACCCGCAUCCCUGGAGCUCCAGAUCACUACGUGGUCAUCAAUCUGCAUCACGGCGGGAAAGUGAUCGGCACCAAGGAGACCAAAGGCGCCGCAGGUUCGAAUCCCGUUUGGAACGCUCCCUUCCUGUUCGACCUGCCGCCCGGCAACGUGGCUCAGUUGCCGAUGCUGCUGGAGUUUAUCGUCAUGCAGGGUCGCCUCUACACCAAGAGCAGCGUUCUGGGUCGCGUGCUGAUUGGCGGCCAUGUUUUGGAGGCGGAGCAAGGACACUGGAAGGACAUGUGCAGCCUGGAGCCGGCAGAGACCGCCCACUGGCACACCAUCCAAUCAGAAGCUCAGUAGUCCACGACUACUUCCUGCAUUUGUCUUAGGGCGCCGCUCUUUAUUCCUCUCAUCUUCAUGAACUUUGACAACAGCACCGACAAAAACAUUCAUUUCAACUUUGUUCUUUUUUUUUAAUGUUUAAAGUUGUCAACUGGACUGUUAGCAGAACAACUACACACUUUUCACACACAUGCAACAAUAUCCCCACUAUUUCAGCAACCGCACUCUCGCACUGCUGAAAUGAACAAAGUGCUACAAAACAUUCAAUAACACAAUACCUGAUAUAAUUUAUCCUGAAUGUAUUCAUUUAUUAUUAUCACAAUGUGUUCAUUUAUUCUCGUUUAAUAACAACCACUAUGUCCUAUAUCAGUUAUGAAUUUAUUUAUUAUUAUUAAUGACCACCUCAGUGUCUGAUAUCAUUCAUCCGGAAUGUAUUUAGUUGUUGUUAUAAAAUGACAACCACGGUCUAUGACAUCAUUUAUAUUUAUUUUUAUUCAUUUACUGUACUUUUAUUUCAUGAAAACAAGUGUGUGACAUAAUUUAUCUUUAAUUCUCUUUAUUGGCUUUCAUUUCAUGAAAACUAGUGUCUGGUAUCAGAUAUUCCUCAUUUGCCAUGUAUUUAUUAAAAACAAAAAAACAGUGUUUGAUAUCAAUUAUCCUUAAUUUUCCUAAUAUAUGGAGAAAACUGGUGUCGGAAAUAACUUAUCUUGAAUUUAUCAAUUUACUUUUAUUUAAUGAAAACCAGUGUCUGAUAUCAAGUAUCUGUAAUUUUCUUAAUUUGCUAUUGUUUCAUAAAAACUACAGUCGGAUUUCCGUUUUCCUUAAUUUUCUUUAUUUGCAAGUGUUUCAUAAAAAAAACAGUGUCUGAUAACAACUAUCCGAAAUUGUAUUCAUUUUGCUGUUAUUUGAUGAAAACCAGUUCAUUCAUCCUGAAUUGAUUUAUUCACUAUUCCUUCAGGAAAACCAGAGUCUGGUAUCAUUUUUCUUAAUUUGACCCAUUUCCAUAUAAUUUCACAAAAAACAGAGUAUGAUAUCAUGUGUUCGGAGUUUAUUCAUUUUCUAUUAUUUAAUGAAAACCAGCGUCUGAUAUCAGUUAUCCUUAAUUUUUUCCCAUUUGCUAUUAUUUAAUGAAAACUACAGUAGACUAUCAGUUUUCCUUCAUUUUAUUAAUUUGCAAUGAUUUCAUAAAAAACUGUGUCUGAUAUCAAUUAUUCUUAAUUGUAUUCAUUUUCAUAUAAUUUGACAAAAAACAGUUUCUUCUAAUAUAAUUUGCAGUGAAUUUAUUAAUUUGCUAAAAAUUUAAGGAAAACCAGCGUCUGAUAUCAGUUGUCUUUAAUUUUCUUCAUUUGCACAUAUUUCACACAAAACAGUGUCUGAUGUUAAUUAUCCCUAAUUUUAUUCAUUGUCCUUUAAUUUGAUGAACACCAGUGACUGAUAUUACCGUAUUUGCCCUGAAUUUAUCUAUUUGCUCUCACUUAAUCAAAAACUGUAUGAUAUCAAUUAUCCUUAAUUUGAUCCAUUUUCAAAUAAUUUGACGAAAACCAGUGUCAGAUAUCAUUUGUUCUGAAUUUAUUCAUUUGCUAUCAUUUAAUGAAAAACAGUGUCUGAUAUCAGUUUCCCUUCAUUUUCUUAAUUUACAAUGAUUUCAUAAAAAACAGUGUCUGAUAUCAAUUAUUCUUGAUUGUUUUUAUUUUCAUAUAAUUUGACAAAAAACAGAGCCUAAAGUUAUUUGUCGUGAAUUUAUUAAUCAUUCACUAAUUUAAUGAAAACCAGUGUCUAAUAUCAGUUUUCCUUCAUUUGCAAGUAUUUCACAGAAAACGGUGUCUGAUAUGAAUAAUUCCUAAUUGUAUUCAUUUUGCUUUUAUUGGAUGAAAAACAGUAUCUGAUAUAAUUUGUCAUGAAUUUAUUCAUUUGCUAUAAGUUGAUGAAAACCAGUGUCUGAUAUCAUUUGGCCUGAAUUUUUGCAUUUAUUUUUACUUCAUGAAAAAAUGUAUGAUAUCAAGUAUCCUUAAUUUGAUCAAUUUUCAAUUCUUUUGACAAAAAACUGUGUCAGAUAUCAUUUGUCCUGAAUAUAUUAAUUUGCUAUAAUUUGAUGAAAACCGGUGUCUGAUAUUAUUUGUCCUGAAUUUAUGCAUUUGCUUUUACUUCAUGAACAACUGUAUGAUAUCAAGUAUCCUUAUUUUGAUCAAUUUUCAAUUCUAUUGAAAAAAAAACAGUGUCAGUCAUCAUUUGUCCUGAAUAUAUUAAUUUGCUAUAAUUUGAUGAAAACUGAUGUCUGAUAUCAUUUGUCCUGAAUUUAUGCAUUUGCUUUUACUCCAUGAACAACUGUAUGAUAUCAAUUAACCUUAAUUUGAUCCAUUUUCAAUUCAUUUGACAAAAAACAGUGUCAGAUAUCAUUUGUCCUGAAUUUAUUCAUUUGCUUUUAUUUAAUGAAGACCAGUGUCUGGUAUCACUUUUCCUUAAUUUCAUUAAUUUGCAAUGAUUUCGUAAAAAAACAGUG